CUGAUUCUUGAGAAAUUUGACUUGGCAUUAUGGCAGAGAGUGUUGUAGGUUUUUUGAUUAACCAGCUCUCAACCUUGCUUUCCCAAGAGAUCACACUUUUGGGGGGGCUUAAAUCAGAUGUUCAAUUCAUCAAAGAUGAACUCGGGAGCAUGAAGUCUUUCCUCAAAGAAGCUGAAGCAAAGGAAGACAAUGAUUCUCAACUCCAAGAAUGGCUAAAGCAGAGGAUGUUCUCGAUGAUUUUACCUUCCGCUUUGCUCGUGGCUACAAGGACGGAUUCUGUGGCAAGGCUGGAAAGAUCUAUAACUCAAUAAAGAAUCUGAAAGCUCGCCAUCAAAUUUCUUUGGAGAUAAAAGACAUCAAGGCCAGAGUUGGAGAGAUUUCAGCAAGGCAUCAGAGGUACCAAGCCCUAUAUGGUACUCAAGAAAGAGGCUUCAGCUCUUCCCGACAGGCAAAUGCAGAUUUUGACAUUCGUGCUCAAUCACUCUUCAUUGAAGAAGCUCGACUUGUUGGGAUUGAUAAGCCAAAAGCAGAGCUCAUCUCAAAAAUCCUUGAUGACCAUUCCCAAUUGUAAGUAGUUUCUGUUGUGGGAAUGGGGGGACUCGGCAAGACUACCCUGGUGAAAAAAGUCUAUGAUGAAGCUGCAGUGAAGAAACAAUUUCAGAGCCAUGCCUGGAUAACUGUUUCUCAAAAUUUUCAGUUCAGUGAGUCAAAAUUAGAGUGGUGGACCAAGUCAGCACAAAAUUGAAAGAGAAAUAAUUGAGAAAUUGAGUGAAAAUACUCGUUCAGUCAGAUGAUUAAUAAAAUAGAUGUAGUUCUAGGUUA
Messenger RNA from Coffea arabica (coffee), 822 nucleotides. The record is from RefSeq and is a predicted model, not a curated record. Lineage: Eukaryota; Viridiplantae; Streptophyta; Magnoliopsida; Gentianales; Rubiaceae.